ACCCCCUCACCCUCCCAGCUGCCCCAUUCUCACACUCCUCACCCACAGCAGGGGGCGGUCACACGGCAGCCGCUGAUUGGACAGUUUGCCCAACCCCACACAGGUCGCCGGAAGAAGGGCAAGGGCACGGGGACACCCGGGGCAGCCCGGCGCUCGGAGCAGCCGGACACGACUCCACCCUCUGCUGGCGUGCAGCCCUUACCAUCCACCACCCCUCAGGCGACCCCAUCAUUGCCCCCGGCCCGCCACCCACUGCCCUCCCAUAACCAGGAUGGCGAGCUUCGGACGGUCUCCCUCCCUCACCCCACCCAGGCCCCACUCCCCUGUCACCCACCCAUCCCGCCAUUGGCCCCCCACCAGACGGUCGCCGCCGAUGCCCCAUCCGCGAUGGAAAUCGAACCGGAGGCGGAAGAGGUGUCGUUAGCCUCUCGCAAGCAAGCCUAUAUCCCCCCCCAGCGUCGGUCCCUACCACCCGCCUCUUUGUCCCCCUCCGGUCCACAACCUCCGACCCAGGUCAGGGCCCACGGGGCAGGAGCGGGCAGGACAGACAGGACGGCAGCAGCGGCGGGAUCAGGAGGGGGGGAGAGGCAGGCGGGUGAGGAGGGAGAGAGGCAGGGGGCGGAGGAGGAGCAGGAGGGGCAGCAGCGGCGGUUCGGCAGGGAGGAUCAGCAGCAGCAGCAGCAGCAGCAGCAGCAGCAGCAGCAGCAGCAGCAGCAGCAGCAGCAGCAGCAGCAGCAGCAGCCGCAGCAGCAGCAGCAGCAGCAGCAGCAGCAGGGCACGGGGGAGAGCCGGCGGGAGGAGGAGCAGCAGCAGCAGCGGCAGGGUGGCGGAGAGGGGCAGCAGCGGCGCGCGGGGGGAGAGGGGCAGCCGAGUGUGCCCCACGAGGCGGCCGCCGAGGAUGGCUCGGACAAUGAUGGCCCGCUCGCCGGAUAUAUCUUGGUCGACUCAACCCUUCCAUGCUCUCCCUCAUCAGCCCUCGCGCCGGCGCCAGGAGCACAAACAACAGCCGGGCAGGUUGCUCCCUCCCCCUCCCCACCCACGCAGGCUGUCGCGCCGGACGCCUCGACCUGGGCCAGGUCCCACGGUGGUUCGCCCACCACGACCAACCAGCCUGCCCUGCUCCCCCUACCCACAGGCGGACAGUCGCAGGGGGCAGAUGGGGAGACGGAGGCGGCAACGCACGGCCCGCCCCCCACUUGGGCCACCGACCUCGGACAGGGGCCCAUCGAAGAGGCGGUCGUCGGCGCUGAUAGCUCGGAGAGCACGAUGCCAGUCCCCCCGCACGACACAGCGGUGCCGACAGGAGGACUAGCGGUCACGUGUCCUACCUGCCGGAGCACCUUGUCGGCAGAGGCGGCCCCGGACGGAGAUCAGACGGUGCACCGCCUACGGGCGAAGCACCCUUGCGCGGAGCGCCCCAUCCCAGCAUGGGUGGCCUCCUUCCGGGAUGCAGCCCUGGUCCUGAGCAUUGAGCAUCUGCGCAGGGCCAUUUUCACCGCUCCGAGGGGCUCUUCGGGAGGACCUUCGGGAUGGGUGGCCGAGCACUUCCGCGACACCUUCUUGGCCUUCCCGAAGGCCCUCCCUACCUUGCUUGCUGUCUACCAGCAGUGGCUCCGGGGCGACUGCGCCCCGGCCGCACUUCCCAUGCUGGCAUCAUCCACCCUCGUCGCGCUCUCCAAGCCGAACAUGGACAGCUUCACUGCCAUUCAGAGGCGCUUGGGCGAGCUGGGCCUCUCGGUCCAGCCGCACAAGUGCCUGGUCUACCCAGCGGCGUCCACACGACCGGAGGAGUUGGCAGGCUUCACCGCCCUCGGCCUCGAUGUCGCGCGCCGGGGUUUGACGGUUGCGGGGGUGCCUGUCGGCACGGAGGAUUUCGUCCACACGAGACUCAGGGAGCGCCUGGAGCGGAUGGCCCGAGUGCUGCCGGUGGCUGCCUAGGUUGCGUGACCCCCAGGUGGCUGCGCACCUGCUCUCAGCAUGCGUCAGCACGCGCCCUCAGUACCUAGCGCGCACGGUCCCGCCCACACAGGCGGUGCGCUCCAUCUUCGCGCGCUGGGACGAUGGCCUCGGCGAGGCCUUCCAGCGGCUAUUCGUCGCGGGCACCUGGAGCGGAGGAGGAGAGAUACGCGGCGCGGCCUUGGACCAGGCAUUUCUGCCCAUUAGGCUGGGCGGAUUCGGCAUCCGCCGCAUGGCGCGCGCGGCGCCAGCGAGCUACCUCUGCUCCUGGGCGCAGUGCGCCCCCAUCCUCUGCUCCCUCCCACAGAUCGCACUACCACGUCACCACGACCGUCCACAACGCCGUGAAGUACGUCCUUCGCGACAUCGCGCGCGAGGCGGGUUUCGCGGUCAGGGUGGAGGACACGGCGCUCAUCCCACACCUGGAGGAGGUGCGACGGCGCUUGACAGCCCAGCGGCAGCGGGAGGGGGCACAGGCGGGAGGGCCUACGCUGGCACAGGGACGGAC
Closterium sp. NIES-67 is the source of this 2464-nucleotide messenger RNA. The record is from the annotation of a GenBank genome assembly. NCBI's taxonomy places the organism in Eukaryota, Viridiplantae, Streptophyta, Zygnematophyceae, Desmidiales, Closteriaceae.